Molecule: messenger RNA, 984 nt
Organism: Schistosoma mattheei
Lineage: Eukaryota; Metazoa; Platyhelminthes; Trematoda; Strigeidida; Schistosomatidae
Source: the annotation of a GenBank genome assembly
AUGGUAGCUCGUGCUGAGAAUACUUUAGGGAAUAUCAUGUGGUGGGGUCUUACUCCUGCCAUGAAUCUUGCGAAGUGCCUUGAUAGUUUUUGUUUCGGCGAUCAUUUCGAUAAUAUUAACAUACUUUGCGUAGGAAUGGGAGAUUCAAGACACAUCUUGAAAACUUUAUCUUCAAGGUUUUCUGGAGGAAAUAAGUUUGAAACAUUCUACUUGAUCGAACCAUUUCACGAAACAUAUGCUCGGCAGAUGCUUCAGCUAUAUACAGCUCUUGAGCCUUACACAAGAAUAGGGCUGCAGGAGAAGGUAGAGAUGUACCUUGAAAUCUUUGGGAACGUGAUGAUUCGAGAUGUCACAUCUAAAUAUUUGAUUAGUGCUGCAAAUAAUCUGAGGAGGUUGGUGACAAACUUAGGCCCUCUUCCAUCAUUUGAAUUUGUUGAUUUGUCACAUUUGAAAUACAAGGAACGUGAUAUGCUGGAGUCAACACUUAAGUUUUGGAGUGGGGGAGAUGAAACAAAGUUUGAUGCUGACAAGUGUUGGAAUUAUCGUUUACGUAAACAUUUAGGUACCCGUUAUGAUGCCAUACCAAAUGUUUUUGACUGGGACUGUAGCAUAACUCUACACGAUCGAAAGGCUACUCAAAUAAACUCUAAAGAAUACGCUCAUUGGCGUCAGUAUGGGAUGGCGUUUGAACUUCGAGAAGCCAAUUACAAUGUUCCAAAUAGAAGUUUAGCUUCUGGAAGAGUUUUUAGGAAUUCAGCUGGUGAUAAAGGAGUUUACUGGGAUACAUCUGAAUGUAGUGAAUUAAAUCGUCUUGUUAAUGGGAAGCAUGCAUAUGCGGCAUCAACAAUAUCUGAAGUGAAUAUCCGUAAAAUGUUCUGGGAAUUAGAAAAUCAAGAAGACUGCCCAUUACAUAUAUCCGUUCCAUUUUUGGAUCCAUCAACAACAAAUGACGAAAAGUUAGUUCACAAAAUGAUCCCACAGUAG